AUGGGAAAAACUGCGCGACGGUCAGUAGAUGAAUCGCCGUCGUCGCCAUCGAGCUCAUCAUAUCUAUUUAAUCAGCAGCAUCAGCAACAAUCACAAACAACUAUAGCAGGUCAAUCGUUGAGGACUUAUUUUAUAAAGAAUAAUUUGCAUACAACGUCGUCAUACGGCGAGUCACUGAGUCAAAUUAAAAAUGUUGAAAACAGAUCAGUAUCGACCGCUGCACCUACAUCACUUAAUAGUACAACAUCAUAUACAAAAACAUCGAAUACAGCGUCACAAUCAGAGAAAAUUCUCGCAACUCAGAAACCUUCAACAACAACUUAUAAAGCUUUUACGACAACCUAUAAGUCAACUACGUCAACGCGUGUUUAUAGCUACCAUAAUGGACGAAAUGAGACGAGAGAGGCGAUGCGUGCUGAGUUCUUUGCAACUUAUGAUGUUAUGACUGGAGUAAGAAUUGCCGCCACACUUGGUGGAUUCUUCUUAUUUAUGGUAUUUUUAAUCGUAUAUAAGAGUCGUAGUCAUUCUGUUAAAGCUUUACAGGAUCCCCAAAUAUGUGCACGUGCAGCUGCAGCAGUACAAGAAGAAGAGGACCGUGAAAUGCAAGAAGCAUUUGAGAAAACGGCAUUUUCCUUAUAUCAAGACGAGCUUGAACUUCCUCCAAUGCCUAUUAACUUUGGUCUCAAUCGAGAUCGCAUAGCUUCAGUAGGAAAUGUUAGUUGUCCACCAUAUUUAAUCAAUCCUAAUCUUAGAUUUUCCUCAAUCGGUGGUUAUAGUACACUUUUAGAGCCACCGCGACGUUAUUCCGAUAUGGGACGCAAUCGUCGUCAAAGUAGUACAGAAUCAUCUAGGAUACUUAGUGCCUAUCAUUUAAACGAUAAUUAUAGUAAUCAAAAUGAAAACUUCUUUAACGAAAGCGAUUGUGAGGAGGCGGACGAUGAGUUUGAUCAGAGAUUUACAACUACAGCUGAAAUAGCAUCAUAUCCACAUGGUUUAUUAUCUGUGCCAAGAGGUAUCGACUCACGACGUAGUAGUGGAAUGACAUGUUGCAGUACUGAAAGUUCAUUCUUGGAGCGGAGAUUUUCAGCAAUAACAUUAGGUUUAAGUUCAUUGCCACCCGUAUCACGUAAUUCAUCACGACGACCAAGUCGUGAAACAUCGUGGGAUUAUGAUUAUCAUACGGCUUUAGCAUAUCCAGGCAUACACAUCAUAGAAGCAACUCCAAAAUCGUCACCUUGUCCAAGCGAACGUCAAUCGCAUUUAAGUGGCGGUUCUGUAAAGGAUCAUAUAAAAGUACUCGAUCGUUUUAAGCGACGAAGACAUGAAGAUAAUUCAAUAGAUUCAAUAAGUGAAUAUCCUGAUGAGAUAAGUAAUAACAAUCAUCAGCAGACACAACAAAUAUAUCAUGGUAGCGAUAGUAGACAAUUGUCUGAUAAUGUUGUUAAUUUAAAUAGCAAUAUACACCAAAGUAAAACGUCGAUGUCUAGUAAUAGUAAAAUAGAAGACAACGAUGACACAUGUCAUCAAAAUAAUAAAGUAAAUACAGUAGCUGCGACUGUAGUUCCUACAGAUCCAAUUCGAAGGGCACCGUUAGCAUCGUUGAGUUCAUUUAAAAUGUCAUCAAUCGAAUGUGCUGACUCUGCAAAUGGAUCUGUUUUUGAUGAAAGUUGUGCCGAUACGGAUGAUGAUCUUGAACAGUUUAGCACCGAUAGUGAUGAGAUAAGUCUGCAAAGUCCUCCAUCAACAGAUCAACAUAUUCCUAGUGGCAGUAGUACAAUAAAAUGUGAUAACUCUGUUAUAAUGAAAAAUAGCGAGAUAGCAGGUACCUUAUUGCCCUGCAAUCAUCCGCAAAAUAAGUACGAAACGAUUAGAAGUUCAUCAUCAUGUGAAAUCGAAAGACAGCAGCGAUCAAAUGACAAAUUAUCGACGAUACGACCCAUUAUUAGUUAUGAUAAAAUUAAAAUUAAUGAGAAUAUUAAAAAUAAUAAUAAUAUUAAAAUUAAUAAUAGUAGAAAUAUCAAUAAGAAAUCAAGUAGUACCGAAUGUGUUGCAAUUAACGUUGUAGAUUAUAAAAAUGAAAGUUCUUUUAUAAAAUCAUCCGCCCCUAGAUCUUCUUCUGCUGUGAUUCUUGAAAUGCCCAUUUUGGUGACGCAAGAUGACGACAAACAAGCACCACAACAAAUGGAAAUUCAACAGCCACAUCUUUUCGAAACAGAUGAUAUUGUGGCGACAUUUGAUCCAUCAUUGCCAGGUCCCUCGUCUCGAAAAUGGUCUAAAGAAACACUUUUCUGA
Chironomus riparius is the source of this 2292-nucleotide messenger RNA. NCBI's taxonomy places the organism in Eukaryota, Metazoa, Arthropoda, Insecta, Diptera, Chironomidae. The record is from the annotation of a GenBank genome assembly.